AUGGACGCUGACGCUACCACCAAGUUUGUGCCUGAACAUCGUCGUACCAAUUUCAAAAACAAGUCAAGAUUCACUGCCGAUGAAUUGAGAAGAAGAAGAGAAACCCAACAAAUUGGGCUCAGAAAACAAAAAAGAGAUGAUGUAUUGGCCAAGAGAAGAAAUCUUGAUGCCGUCAACUUGAAUGACGACUCAGAUGAUGAACACAGUGAUGAUGAUCAAAAUUUCUUGCAACACCUUGAAUUCGAAUUGCCAAAAAUGAUGGAAGAGCUCAAUUCCGGUGAUUUUGAUUCUCAAUUGCAUGCCACUAUUAAAUUCAGACAAAUAUUAUCCAGAGAACACAACCCACCAAUUGACUUGGUUAUCAACACUGGGGUGGUUCCAGUUUUGAUCAAUUUCAUGGGUCAAGAACAGCCAGAAUUGUUGCAAUUGGAAGCCGCUUGGGCUUUGACAAACAUUGCUUCUGGUACUUCUGAACAAACCAAGGUUGUCGUUCAGGCUGGAGCUGUUCCACAUUUUGUUCAGUUAUUGUACUCCCAAUCCAUCGAAGUCAAGGAACAAGCUAUUUGGGCCCUCGGUAAUAUUGCUGGUGACAGUUCUGUUUACAGAGAUUAUGUCCUAAACUGUAACGCUAUGCCUCCAACUUUAUCUUUGUUUGGCUCCCCUAAAAUGUCUUUGAUUAGAACUGCUACCUGGACCUUAUCCAACUUGUGUAGAGGUAAGACCCCUCAACCAGAUUGGGAAGUUGUGAGCCCAGCCUUGCCAACCUUGUCCAAAUUGAUUUAUUCUACAGACACAGAGACCUUGAUUGAUGCCUGUUGGGCUAUUAGUUAUUUAUCUGAUGGUCCAGCUGAGGCAAUUCAAGCUGUGAUUGACGCCAGAAUUCCAAGAAGAUUGGUGGAAUUGUUAGGUCACGAAUCCAAUUUAGUCAAGACCCCUGCGUUAAGAGCCGUUGGUAAUAUUGUUACUGGUAAUGAUAGCCAAACCCAGUACGUCAUCAAUGCUGGCGUUUUGACUGCUUUGGCUCCUUUGUUGAGUAAUCCAAAAGAAUCCAUCAGAAAAGAAGCUUGCUGGACUAUUUCCAAUAUUACUGCCGGUAAUACCGAUCAAAUUCAAGCUGUUAUUGAUAGCAACUUGAUCCCACCUUUGAUCAAAAUUUUGGAAUCUGGUGAAUAUAAGACCAAGAAGGAAGCUUGUUGGGCUAUUAGCAAUGCCUCUUCUGGCGGUUUAACUAAACCUGAACAAAUAAGAUAUUUGGUUCAGCAAGGCUGUAUCAAACCAUUGUGUGACUUAUUGGUUAUUGGUGAAAACAAAAUUAUAGAAGUUGCCUUGGAUGCCUUAGAAAACAUUUUGAAGAUGGGUGAAAUUGAAAGAGAACUUAGAGGCGCUACUGUCAAUGAAAAUGCUAUCUUUAUUGAAGAAGCUGGUGGUAUGGAUAAGAUCUUUGAAUGUCAAAGAAAUGAAAACCAAAAAAUCUAUGAAAAAUCCUAUAAUAUUAUUGAUAAAUAUUUCAAUGAUGAAGAUGAUGACGGUGCCAAUGAUGAAGAACUCAACCCUGCUGAUAACGGUGCUACUUUUGCGUUCGGUGCUCAAGCCGAUCAACCACAAGGUGGUUUCCAAUUCUGA
Saccharomycopsis crataegensis is the source of this 1623-nucleotide messenger RNA. RefSeq names its product karyopherin alpha (gene SRP1). The coding region runs from base 1 to 1623 and encodes 540 amino acids. Gene Ontology annotation, cellular component: nucleus; nucleoplasm; cytoplasm. Gene Ontology annotation, biological process: NLS-bearing protein import into nucleus. The record is from RefSeq and is a predicted model, not a curated record. The transcript is spliced from 2 exons. Lineage: Eukaryota; Fungi; Ascomycota; Saccharomycetes; Ascoideales; Saccharomycopsidaceae. Gene Ontology annotation, molecular function: protein binding; nuclear import signal receptor activity.